Coprinopsis cinerea okayama7#130 is the source of this 1383-nucleotide messenger RNA. RefSeq names its product 6-hydroxy-D-nicotine oxidase. NCBI's taxonomy places the organism in Eukaryota, Fungi, Basidiomycota, Agaricomycetes, Agaricales, Psathyrellaceae. The record is from RefSeq and is a predicted model, not a curated record. Bases 1 to 1383 code for a protein of 460 amino acids. Gene Ontology annotation, molecular function: FAD binding; oxidoreductase activity. The transcript has 6 exons.
AUGACAUCCUUCGAGACCUUCGUUCAACUCAUCAAAGGCGAUAUCAUUACCCCUUCUCACAGCGAGUACUCGGCAUCAAUCGCUCGCUGGGCGAAGAACGCUGAGCGCAAGGCGAGGUUGGUUAUAUACGUCAAAGACGCGGAAGACAUAGCAACUUGCAUCGCCUACGCCAGAGAGCACAAGCUCUUAUUUGCGAUUCGUGGAGGAGGGCACAGUCCCUCAGGCUGUUCUUCUGCAGAGGACGGAAUGGUCGUCGAUCUAUCGCGGUAUCUUGCAGGAGUGCGCGUCGACCCAGAGAGAAGGCUCGCGUACGUCGGCGGAGGGGCCAUCUGGAAGACAGUUGACGAAGCUGCCAUCGAAUACGGUCUGGCCACCGUUGGUGGAACGGAUAAUACAACUGGAGUUGGAGGGCUCACUCUUGGUGGAGGCUAUGGAUAUCUUAGCGGACGGCACGGUUUAACCAUCGACAAUUUGGAGCAGGUUACACUAGUACUAGCAGAUGGAUCCGUCUCUGUCGGGAAUGAGGUGGAGAACCCUGACCUCUUCUGGGCCAUCCGAGGAGGAGGUUCCAACUUUGGGGUGGCAACCGAACUCGUUCUUCGGUUGCAUCCUCAGAGACGGACCGUCUUUGCGGGAUUAGCUACCUUCCCUGGCCAUAGGCUAGGACAGUUAAUUGGGACAACGAAACGAUGGUUGAAGACAAUCCACGAGGAUGAGGUCGUUUUCCAAAUGUGGAGGACUGACAAGACCGGUCCCAUCGUAGACAAAGCGAAAGAAAUCCCUUACGAGGAACUGAACGCGAUCAUACCUUCAAUGGUUCCCCAUGGAAAAGGUCGCUAUCUUCGAGCCAUUGGACACAAGGAACCCGACCUGGCCAGCACAGCCCAUCUCUUCGCUAAGAUCCUUCAAGUUACGAAGUCAUCAGAAAUCCAUAUCAUGCCUUUGCAUGAAUACCGCUCAACUGCAAAGAUCAAUUCCGUGCCCAUGGAUUGUAUGGCAUUCCGGAGGACACGCACUAACAGCAUCCUCUUCAUAACAACAUGGGACCAGCUGAUCGAGGACCAAGCCGAGUUGACGAACAAGGCCAGGCAAUUGAUCACUGAAGUAGUCGAUGAGUGCUACAUACCCAAGAAACUCGAAACUAGGUCGCCGGGGGAAGUGGAUCCCGUCGGGUACUCAAAUGCAGGUGAGAGUAAGAGAGCCGUCCCGUAUCGACUGAACGCUGAAGAGUACUUUCCUCGGUCAGAAAUGGUUCACGAGAACGGGAAUAUAGAGCGGGCCCGCGCUGUAUUUGGAUCCAAUUUGCCCAGGCUUCAAGAAUUGAAGAAACGGUACGACCCCGAGGCGUUCUUCAAUCGUUGGUGCCCUAUACCGCUUCCCUAG